Molecule: messenger RNA, 5070 nt
Organism: Peromyscus californicus insignis
Lineage: Eukaryota; Metazoa; Chordata; Mammalia; Rodentia; Cricetidae
Gene: Scin
Product: scinderin
Exons: 16
Coding region: 50-2371 (773 amino acids)
Biological process (GO): actin filament severing; barbed-end actin filament capping; actin polymerization or depolymerization
Cellular component (GO): cytoplasm; actin cytoskeleton
Molecular function (GO): actin filament binding; phosphatidylinositol-4,5-bisphosphate binding
Source: RefSeq, a predicted model, not a curated record
GAGGAAGGAGGCAGUUCCUAGAGGUUUAGUCAGCCAGGUCCAAUCUGAGAUGCAGGUUCCCGCCUGGGGUCGGGCGUGGUUGUUGUUGGCUGCCCUGCGGGCUCCGCCUCCGGUCCGGGCGAGCUCCAUAAAAGCUGGACGAGCAGGUUCGCUCUCACCCGGCGCUGCUUUGGGCUCAGGGCGCGAUCCGAGUUCCCCCAGCUCUGCCAGCAUCGCGGGUACCAUGGCGCAGGAGCUGCAGCACCCGGAGUUCGCGCGCGCGGGCCAGCAGGCGGGCCUGCAGGUGUGGAGGGUCGAGAAGCUGGAACUGGUGCCGGUGCCCCAGGGUGCCUAUGGUGACUUCUACGUCGGAGACGCCUACCUGGUGCUGCACACGGCCAAAGGGAGCAGGGGCUUCUCCUACCGCCUGCACUUCUGGCUGGGAAAGGAAUGCUCCCAGGAUGAAAGCACAGCAGCGGCCAUCUUCACUGUCCAGAUGGACGACUAUCUGGGUGGCAAGCCAGUCCAGAGCAGAGAACUUCAAGGCUACGAGUCUACUGAUUUUGUGGGCUAUUUCAAAGGUGGUCUGAAAUACAAGGCUGGAGGUGUGGCUUCUGGACUAAACCAUGUUCUCACCAAUGACCUGACAGCCGAGAGACUCCUGCAUGUGAAGGGUCGGAGAGUGGUCAGGGCCACGGAAGUCCCUCUCAGCUGGAAGAGCUUCAACAAAGGUGACUGCUUCAUCAUUGACCUUGGCACUGAAAUUUACCAGUGGUGUGGUUCCUCAUGCAACAAAUACGAGCGUCUGAAAGCAAGCCAGGUUGCCAUCGGCAUUCGGGACAAUGAAAGGAAGGGGCGAUCUCAGCUCAUUGUGGUGGAAGAAGGAAGUGAGCCAUCAGAGCUCAUGAAGGUUUUAGGGCAAAAGCCUGCACUCCCAGAUGGGGAUAACGAUGAUGAUGCCCUGGCAGACAUAAGCAACAGGAAGAUGGCGAAGCUGUACAUGGUUUCAGAUGCAAGUGGAUCCAUGAAAGUGACUUUGGUGGCUGAAGAAAACCCCUUCUCCAUGGCAACGUUGCUUUCUGAAGAAUGCUUCAUCUUGGACCACGGUGCUGCAAAACAAAUUUUCGUAUGGAAAGGUAAAAAUGCUAACCCACAGGAGAGGAAGACUGCAAUGAAGACAGCGGAGGAGUUUCUACAGAAAAUGAAUUAUUCUACCAAUACUCAAAUUCAGGUUCUCCCUGAAGGUGGUGAAACACCGAUUUUCAAACAGUUCUUUAAGGACUGGAAGGAUAAAGACCAGAGCGAUGGCUUUGGGAAGGUCUACAUCACAGAGAAAGUGGCUCGCAUACAGCAGGUCCCAUUUGAUGCAUCCAAACUGCACACUUCUCCCCAGAUGGCAGCCCAGCACAACAUGGUGGAUGAUGGCUCUGGCACAGUGGAGAUCUGGCGUGUGGAGAACAGUGGCAGGGUCCAGAUCGACCCAAACUCCCAUGGCGAGUUCUAUGGUGGUGACUGCUACAUUAUCCUCUACACUUACCCCAGGGGGCAGAUCAUCUACACGUGGCAAGGAGCAAAAGCGACAAGAGAUGAGCUGACCAUGUCUGCGUUCCUGACUGUUCAGUUGGAUCGGUCCCUUGGAGGGCAGGCUGUGCAGGUCCGUGUCUCUCAAGGCAAAGAGCCCGCUCACCUCCUGAGUUUGUUCAAAGACAAACCACUCAUUAUCUAUAAGAACGGAACAUCCCGGAAAGGGGGACAGACACCCGCUCCCCCUACUCGCCUCUUUCAAGUCCGGAGGAACCUGGCAUCUAUUACCAGAAUUGUGGAGGUUGAUGUUGAUGCAAAUUCAUUGAAUUCUAAUGACGCCUUUGUUCUAAAACUGCCACAAAACAAUGGCUUCAUCUGGAUAGGAAAAGGUGCUACUCAGGAGGAGGAGAAAGGAGCAGAGUAUGUGGCUGAUAUUCUGAAGUGCAAAACAGCAAGGAUUCAGGAAGGCCAAGAACCAGAGGAGUUCUGGAACUCUCUUGGAGGGAGAGGAGACUACCAGACCUCACCAUUGCUAGAAACACGGGCUGAAGACCACCCACCUCGACUUUAUGGCUGCUCCAACAAAACCGGAAGAUUCAUUAUUGAAGAAGUUCCUGGAGAGUUCACCCAGGAUGACUUAGCAGAAGAUGAUGUCAUGCUACUCGAUGCAUGGGAACAGAUCUUUAUUUGGAUUGGCAAAGAUGCCAAUGAAGUAGAGAAGAAGGAAUCAGUGAAGUCUGCCAAAACGUAUCUUGAGACAGAUCCUUCUGGAAGAGAUAAGAGGACACCGAUUGUCAUCAUAAAACAAGGCCAUGAGCCACCCACAUUCACGGGCUGGUUCUUGGGCUGGGACUCCAGCAGGUGGUAAACUGAGCUCCAGAAAACCAGCUAACACUCUAGUUGCAUUGCGGCAGCUGCCCCACUUUGUUCCUGGGGAUUCAUUUACUUUUCCUCGUCUGGCUUCAGAAUAUAAACCUCUGCCAAACGGCUACUUUUUAAAUGACUAGUAUGGGCUCCUCCUCUGCCACCGCCUCCUCCUCCACCUCCUCCUCCUCCUUCUCCUUGUUCUUCUUCCUUCUUCUUUUUCCUCCUCUUCCUUUUCCUCUUUUCUUUCAUUUUUUUUUUAAAGGAAUUGUUGUAUGUUACUAUAUUGAAAUAGCUUAAAGUAAACAUUUGUUUUGGAUCAACUUUGCUUUUUAUACGACAUGAAAGUAAAAGACUAUAAAAUCUAGGGGAAUUUCUGAGGAAGGAAUUUUAUAAUUCAAUGACCACUAUUCCAACUUGUCUUAAUACACCGAGAGGAACGUCACAGUGCUCCUGAGUGUUCACCCUCCUGGGUAUUCUGUUUGCAGUAGGUUUAGUCACUAGUUGGAUGCCAUUCACUUCCAAGUGUCCUUUUCCAAGACAAACUUCUUCAGCCUUUUUAGGAAACUGAAAUCAUAAGCCCUUCAUGAUAAAGCCAAUGAUAUUCCUAUCAGUUUAACUUUAUAUAUUUGAUAGGAUGUGCUUAAUGUCAUAAAAAUAUGUACUGAAUGCUGUUUUUCAUCAUUAAAAUACAUCUUUUUGGAAAAUGUUUCAUGUUGUGACAUUUUAGUCAAAUUUGAUGAGUUAAUGAUUAUUAAUUUUAUAGCUUAAUAUACUUUUAUGUAUAAGUAGUUAUGAAUUUAAUAUUCCUUAAAUUUUUAUUUAGUAGUCAAAUUACUUUUCUAUGGUUAGAUUAUUAUAACACAUUUUACAUAUCACAGACUAUAUAAAAAUCACAGGCUCCAGAGGUUAGGAGUUGGGGAAAAAUCUAGAAUUCCAAUAACAGACAGCAGACAGUCCUUGGCAGAGAAGUGCUGGGUGUAGCCCUAUAGUUUAAGAAGGCCCGGCUGGGCAGAUGAUAUUUUAUCCGUAGAGGCUAGAGGGACAAUCAAAACCAAGUGGUUAGGCCUAGGCUGAAUGCCAGUACAAGGCUCUUGAAGAGGAAGCAUACUGACCGAGAAACCUUCUCAAACAACAACAAACCAUGGGUGGCUUGGGGAUGAAAAUAGUCAGAGAUGGCAAAUCAAGGCUGAGUCCAGAAUGUUCCAUCAACUAGAGGAGAUCUCAGUGAGGCAGCAGGAAGAACAAGGGUGCCCUAGAGAAUGCAUUCUGGAGACUAUUGACCUUCUUUACUCAUAAAUGUGGAUUUUAUAGAAAAACCCGUAUUUUGGGUGUUUUGAUAAUUUGCCCAGCAAAACAGCUAAAUAUCCCUGUGGAUGCUAAAGGGGUUACCACCAAAUUGUGGGCAACAGAGCAGUAGCUUUCACACAGAGCCAAGUUUGUUUCCCAGGGCACAACUGUGAGGACCUAGUGCCAUUUUGUUUUUCACAACUUUGAACAUCUAAUGCUGCUGGCAUAUAACAAGUAGAACCUGAGGAUGCUCUAAACACCCAUUGAUGUGCAGGAUCACUGUCACCCACCCACAACAAAGAAUUAUCUGGCCCCAAAUGUCAACAGUGCCAAAGCUGGGAAUCUGUAAAUGAGACCAUGGUUCUCAGUGUGUGGGUCAUGACCCCCUUAGGGGUUGCAUAUCAGAUAUUACAUUAUGAUUCAUAACAGUAGCAAAAUUACAGUUAUAAAGUAGCAACAAAAGUAACUCUAUGAUUGGGGGUCACCACAACAUGAGGAACUGUAUUAAAAGGUUACAGCAUUAGGAAGAUUGAGAACCACUGCUGUAGACUUUAAAAGAGAAACACAGCAUUCUGUUACUAUAGUAGACUUUUAAAGAAAACAAGCUAAAAUAAAGUGCUAGCAGUCUUCAUGCAUAAAAAUAUAGUGUUUCACAAAAAGAACCAAAUAGAAACAGAGUUGGCUACAUCUAUCAUAUUCCAUCCUCAUGAAAGACAUUCUACCCAAGACCCAAUAUGUUUAACAGAUGCAAUACAUGUGGAUUGAGGUAUAUACAUUAGGUUACCUUUUAAAUACUUUCAAACACUAUAAAUUGGAUGUUUCUACAUGUGAGAUAUUAUUUAUUAAAUAUUUAUUUAAAUUUCUAAUUGGAUCUCUUAAUUUUUUCAUUAAAAUGUUUAUUCUUUGAACAUUUCAUAGAUUUAAGCAAUGCGUAUUGAUCAUAUCCAUCUACUACCUCCUUCCAAUUUCCCCCAACUUCAUCUUUGUUAUUAAUAGCUCAUUUUUGUUAUUAUUAAAAACUCCAUAAGCCCAAUUAUUGCUGCUCAUAUUAAAUCUCUUUUCUAAUGCUACUAUAAAAACUACCAUAAUCUCAGUGACCUAAAACAAUACACAUAGAUUGUCAUAUAGUUCUAAAAUAGGUGGAUAGAGAUGCAUUCUGGAGUUCUAGGGAAGAAUCAAUCCAUUUCCUUUGUUUUCCUGAUUCUAGUGGCUAUCUACAUUCAUUGGUUUGUGGAUACUUUCUCUACCUUAGCAACUACUAAAAUUAUAUUUUCAAAAAUCUGUGCCCUCAUCUAGCCUCUGUCUCUGUUGGUUAUAUCUUUAUUACUGUUAUUAAAAUAUAAUUACAUAAUUUCCAUAAAUUGUUUUCUUUAUCCAGCUCGUCCGGUGCCCUCUCUCAUUUCCAGUCUCCUU